UCAGCUGUUCAACCUUGUUGUACACGCGUCCCGCUGUCUCGUCAGUCGCAGCCUGUCGAUGGUGUGUUGUUCAGAAAUCAGAACAUUACAUAUUUUUGUUGCAGACACAUAUGCUGCUGAAGACGCGCGCCAAGUCGUAACAAUUCAAAAAAAGAAGAAAGAAAAAAUGAGGCCGGAUGUGGCGGCAACACUGCCUUCCGAGUCCACAGGUCGCGGAAUCUGGCGCGGAAGAAGAGGUAACAAAAUUUUUACUAAUUCAGUGAGCCCCGAGGACGCCCGUGGCGGUACUACAAGGUAACUCGGUUCAAUUCAAGGCACCGAGGUUGGGAAGCUUUGAAGUUGAGCAUGGCUGAAACGGCUGGUCUUCUUUGCCGGAUGUCCGGGGGGUCCGGCGGGCGGGCCGGCUCAUCCCGAGGGACAAGACUCUCAAGUGCUCCAACGGGUAUCCAGUCCCCAUGGCGCUCCAUUGACGCAUUCACGUCGCAAGCUUCUUGAACCGUCCCCCCGAAUAAUUGUGUCCUUUGUCUGCCUCCCGUCGCGCGCUAUCGAGAUCACCGCGCACGCCGCAGACAGCACGACUCAAUGGCUGACCGCCUCGAUGCGAUUCCAGCGCAGCCCCAUGCAUCUGGUGGCCCCGGCGCGCCAAGUAUGUUAUGUAAAGCGUUGCGUGUUCGGCCGGGGUACCUGAGGGACUUAUUCGCGCAACACGCACUAUGUCCCACACUAGCGGGAUCAGCGAGCGAACACAACUCCUUUGUCUCCCAUCCGGGGCGUGCAUCUAGUGGGUCCGAUGGCGAGCUUACCAUGUGGGGCGGGGCUGUAUCUCCCUGUAUCUCCUCCGACGUUUAAUGUUCCUGGCCUUGACCUUGUGUGCUCAUAUGUGGUGUGUUACGAGUGACGGCGUGGCACCGCUCGGGGAGGAUUUUCUGGGGAUCGACCCGCGUACAUAUAAGAAGCUUGCUUGCGCGGGGUGGUGCACACACAUACCCGCUCCUUCUCGGGCUCCUUCCGGUGCAUACACUCAGCCAGAUUCGCCGCGAUGUCGACCACAUGUGAGAAAGCCUCGUCGGACUCGCUGGCCAAAAUACGCGACCUCCCAUUCGCGAAUUCGUCAGAGGCGAUGGCGCGUCUGCCCACUGCCGAGGAGCAGAAUACACUCCGCCGCGUGGCUGGCCGGAUCCCGUGGGCAGCGUACCUGAUCUGCCUGGUAGAGUUCGCGGAACGGGCUUCGUACUACGGAUGCGCGGGAGUCUUCGCCAACUUCAUCCAACGGCCACUUCCCGAAGGCGGCAACGGAGCCGGCGCCCCACCUAGAGGGACACAGGAGACUGCCGGCGCCCUGGGCCUGGGCCUCGUCGCAGCGACCGGGCUGUCCCAGAUGUUUACGUUCCUCGCGUACACGCUCCCCAUUGUUGGCGGGAUCCUCGCAGACACGCGAUGGGGCCGCUUCAAGACAAUCUGCAUCGGCACAGCCAUCGGCGCGGUCGCGCAUGUGACGCUCGUUCUCUGUGCCCUCCCAGCUGUCAUUUCCGCUGGCCAUGCGUUGGCUCCGUUCAUCGUUUCCAUUCUUCUGCUCGCGCUGGGCACUGGGUGCAUCAAGACUUGCAUUGCGCCUAUUAUCGUCGAUCAGUCGACCGUGAUGUCCCAGUCUGUCGUUGUCCUUCCGUCUGGCGAGAAAGUCAUCGUCGAUCCGGGGGCUACCAUCCAAAGCAUGCUCAUGAUAUACUACUGGUCGGUCAACAUCGGCGGCUUUUUCUCCGUCGCGACAAGCUACGCGGAAAAGAGAGUUGGAUUUUGGCUCGCCUAUCUGGUUCCCGGCAUCUUGUACAUGCUCAUGCCGAUCACUUUGGUCAUCGUGUAUCCCAAGCUUGUGCGACUCCCUCCGCAAGGAUCGGUCGUGCUCGAUGCGUUCCGGGUGUUUAGAACCAUCUUCGAACGUGCUGGACUGAAGGGUAUGUUGAAAGGCGGAGAUAACUGGAAUCUGGCGAAGCCGGUUUGUCGCAGCUUUGUGCUUGCGGACGGCGGAGUUUCCGUGAUAUUGGCCAAUCAAGGCGCGUCGAUGACCACCGAUGGGGCUCCUAACGAUCUUCUGUCCAACUUCAACGCGCUUACCAUCGUGGUGGCGAUCCCGCUCCUCAACUUCCUCGUCUAUCCCGCUUUGCGGCACGUCGGAAUCAACUUUUCGCCGAUCCGCCGCAUCGUCUUCGGAUUCCUCGUCACAGCAGCCGCGAUGGUCAUGGGGGCGGUCGUCCAAUGGCGAGUGUACCAGACCUCGCCGUGCGGAUAUCACGCGUCGACGUGCACGAUCGGGACGGGCGUCUCGCCGAUCUCGGUCUGGGUGCAGAUCCCGCUGUACGCGCUGCCGGCGCUGGCCGAGAUAUUCAUCAUCGUCACGGCAUACGAGAUCGCGUACACGAGUGCCCCGCGGAAUAUGAAAGGGGUUGUGAUGGGCCUGGUGCUGUUCACGAACGCCAUCUCAUCGGCGAUCAUGCUCGUCAUAUCCCCGGUGUUCGUCGACCCGAAUUUGAUCUGGCCGUUCGUCGCGCUGGCGGGUGUGCUGCUGCUCAGCGCGGUGCUGAUCUGGGCGUUUUUCAGGGACAUGGACCGGGAUAGUGUGUCAGUGGAGCGGGAAUAGACUGUAACCGUCGAGUGUAACGUGAAUAUUAUAGACUUUUGAGAUCCGCAACAAAUUCAAGUAUGGGAGGCCGCCCGCACAACGAGUGCUAGUUAAAUGACUGUUUAAACUUGGAGGUCUAGAGUUCAAGAUCAUCCUGCAGCCUGCCCCUUCGUUGUGUCAGGAAUUCUCGACACGGAGAGUAAGCGGUCCUCUACACCCCGCAAGACGCACUGAUCUGCAAGUGCGUUAGAAUUAUGUGUGCGGAACGAAUCUAGAGCUCUCUCCAGCUGGGCUGGAAGCUUGUCAUGAGCCACAUUGAACAUCCAGAUUGCGAUGCAGCGUUUGGACGUGGGCCCGGCGGAGCCUGAUCGGCCGAUCAACUUUGCCAUCAAGGGAGCUCCAUCGGGAACGCUCAACUUGAGUCCAUCCGCUUGCGCUUGGGCCGAAAGUCCGAUCCUAUCCGUCUCUUUGCGCGAACUUAUGACAUGUCUGUCACCGAUCGCUUGGGAGACCGUUUGGAAGUUACAGUCCGCAUGUUCGAGUCGGACGAAAACAAUUUCCGGGCGCUCGACGUUUCGUCGGGGACACGCGAUUUUGCAUCCGGGGGAUGCAACGGG
Messenger RNA from Mycena citricolor, 3234 nucleotides. The record is from the annotation of a GenBank genome assembly. Lineage: Eukaryota; Fungi; Basidiomycota; Agaricomycetes; Agaricales; Mycenaceae.